CUCUCUCUCUCUCUCUCUGCUAUCUUACUGUCGUUCUUGCCUUACCCCUCCGCUUGGACUGGGCGUCUUGUCUCCCUUUCUUUUAAACUCUGUCGCUUCAAGCGUCUGAUCCUGCUGGCUGCGGGAUUACAGCGGUAAUUCAUCGAAGUACGCUCUCCUGGAGGUUCAACCCUUCCUUGAAAAUCGCUCAUGUUUUGGUUACGGCGCAGCGCGUCGUGCCUGGUGCUGCUGGCUGCAGCGCUCGUGGGGAUUACUCCAGGAUCCGAAGGCUUCCUGGGCGCACCUCGGUCUGCUGUCGCUGCUGGUCGGUCGGGUACGGCGGGAAGAAGGGGUUGCUGCAGAACAACAAGCGCGCGGCAAGGAGGACAAGUGAUAGUCGCAGCAAACAGCCGCGACGGUGAGGAUACAGCGGCAACCGGAGGCGACGUACAUUUAGUGAGCGCCUCUACUGCCACUUCCACCUGCCGUAACUGCAAGCAACAGUUCAACCCAGACGACAACGUGGACGGAUCUUGCUCGUAUCACCCGGGUCUGUUCAGCGGGCGACUGAACCGCAUCAACGACGUCGACACCUCCGGCCUCGAGUACUUCUGGUCUUGCUGCGGAGAGACCGACCCUUCACACCCGGGGUGCGUCAACGGGAAACACGCCUCCUACGAUGACCCCCCCGAGGGAGGGGACGGAGCGUGGAGAUCCCCGCUUACCGGCACCCUUCGGUAGUGGCGUACCGCUGGUGAUGACAGCGAGUGUAAAUCGGCCGCGCAGCAGAAUAGUACGUAGCAGUGUGCACCAUACCCUCUACGGCGGUGGAUAAUUUUUCUCUUGGCCGUCGGCUACAUGCAUCGAUCACGUCGGCCACAGCAUGAUAGAAGCGUCGGCCGGGAGCCUGAUCUCUUGACUGAUUCAUCACCAAACUAACGUACGAAGAAACUUCAUUUUAUGCUUUUGUGUAGGGUGUGGCCGCGUGCUUGUCUGUUGCUCUGUUUGCCUUCGGGGU
Ectocarpus sp. CCAP 1310/34 is the source of this 997-nucleotide messenger RNA. The record is from the annotation of a GenBank genome assembly. Lineage: Eukaryota; Phaeophyceae; Ectocarpales; Ectocarpaceae.